GCUGAACUUGAAUCAUUGGUGUGUCGACAUGCGUUGGGCACUGCUCCUUAUUACGUUUUCCUGCGCUUACGCCUAUGUUUUCGACUGCCUCGACAACUGUGAGUGUGACACCGAUGAUGAAGUUGUGCACUGCCACAAUGGAAAUCGUAAAGAACUACCACUACCCACUGGACAACGCCUUCGUGGUUUCCCCGUAAUUGGCAUGACAUACAAUGAUCUGCAUAGGCUUCCCGACGAAGCCACUUUGAUAACGAAGUUCCCUGACCUCAAGGUGAUUGAUGUCGAGCGUAAUCCCAACUUUGAUUGUGAUUCAUUGAAAGAGUACGACCGCGUCAAAAUUGUCUCAGACUGCUACAAGAAUGUGUCAGAAAUUAGCAAAGUGCCAAGGAUUUUCCGACCAACAAAGGAUUGUGACAUCAGUUGCCAAGCUGCUCGACACUAUCAAAAGCUCCACCAAUAUGUAAUGGAACUCUGGGAGAUCCUGAAACAGAAGUUCCAAGAUUUUGACGUUGAUGCCACUCUUCGUCAAGUCCAACAAUUUUUCGUAGAGCUUGGACGUCGCGUGAAUAAAUUCGGAACGGAUGUGCAAGUCAGUCUGAAGAAAGCCACUGAGAACAUUGGCGACUCCGCGGAGGAGAUGAAGGAGAACGAGAACGUUUUGACCCCAGCACCAGAAUUACAAGAUCUGAAGAAGGAACAAUAA
This is a messenger RNA of Cylicocyclus nassatus, 703 nucleotides long. NCBI's taxonomy places the organism in Eukaryota, Metazoa, Nematoda, Chromadorea, Rhabditida, Strongylidae. The record is from the annotation of a GenBank genome assembly.